Molecule: messenger RNA, 2831 nt
Organism: Ipomoea triloba (trilobed morning glory)
Lineage: Eukaryota; Viridiplantae; Streptophyta; Magnoliopsida; Solanales; Convolvulaceae
Product: subtilisin-like protease SBT1.7
Exons: 2
Coding region: 335-2647 (770 amino acids)
Biological process (GO): proteolysis
Molecular function (GO): serine-type endopeptidase activity
Source: RefSeq, a predicted model, not a curated record
GUUGUCUUUCAUAAUUGUCAUUUUCCAUUGGUUUUAUACAUGAUUUAGAGUCCAAGAUCGAGUAAACAUCACUCCAUUCAUUUUCUGAAAGGAUGGAUCUUUUGUUGUUGCAAAUCAAUCAUCAAUCAUUUUUUCCAAUUUCUACACACAAACCACUGAAACCAGCCGACAAAUAGCCACCGCCCAUCCCACUGUCACUCCAAAUUCAUACACUCUGCAGAAAGAUAGAGAGAGGGGCUAAGAUUUCAGCAUUUCACAUUGAAGAAAGCUUUCCCUUUUCGCGUCUAUAUAACCCCGUUUCUCUCUCUGUUUUCUCCUCCAUUGCCCUUUUUGGAUGGUGAAGGGGAAGAUGGGACACUGUAAAACGUUGUUUGUGUGUGUAGUGAUGACUUCUGUGCUCCUGGAACUGUGUUACGGUUCCGGGGCGAAACAGACGUAUAUUGUUCACAUGGCGAAAUCGGAGAUGCCGGCCGGGUUUGAGGAUCAUAGUCACUGGUACGAUGCGUCGCUUAAAUCUGUUUCUGAGUCGGCGGAGAUGAUCUAUGUGUAUAGAAAUGCUGUUCAUGGAUUCUCCGCCAGGCUUACGGCGGAGGAAGCGGAGUCCCUGGGAAAUCAGCCCGGGAUUCUGUCGGUGCUGCCGGAGAUGAAGUAUGAGCUUCAUACUACGCGGACGCCGUCGUUUUUGGGGCUGGACAAGAACGCCGAGUUUUUCCCCGAGUCUGACGUGGCGACUGACGUCAUCGUGGGGGUGUUGGAUACCGGGGUUUGGCCGGAGAGCAAGAGCUUCGACGACAAUGGUCUUGGCCCGGUCCCGAGUUCGUGGAAAGGGGUUUGCCAGACCGGAAAGAAUUUCAAGGCGUCGGACUGUAACAGAAAGCUAAUCGGCGCCAGGUAUUUCUGUUCGGGUUACGAAGCCACUCUGGGCCCAAUCGACGAGUCUAAAGAGUCCAAAUCGCCGCGAGACGAUGAUGGUCAUGGGACCCACACGGCGUCCACCGCUGCUGGCUCUGUCGUCGCCGGUGCUAACCUUCUGGGUUACGCGCCCGGAUCUGCCCGUGGGAUGGCCACGCGCGCUAGAUUGGCGGUCUAUAAAGUGUGCUGGAUGGGCGGGUGUUUCAGCACCGACAUUUUGGCGGCCAUGGAUAAGGCCAUUGAAGACAACGUCAAUGUCCUUUCGUUGUCCCUCGGCGGAGGAACCUCGGACUACUACAGAGACAGCAUUGCCACGGGAGCUUUCGCCGCCAUGGAGAAGGGAAUUCUGGUCUCGUGCUCGGCCGGCAACGCCGGUCCUAAUCAAUACAGUGUGUCUAACUUGGCGCCCUGGAUUACCACCGUCGGUGCCGGAACUCUGGAUCGUGAUUUUCCGGCGUUCGUUAGCCUCGGCAACGGGAAGAAUUUUUCCGGCGUUUCUCUAUUUAAAGGCGAGGCGUUACCUAACAAAAUGCUUCCUUUUGUCUAUGCCGGCAAUGCUAGCAAUGCUACAAAUGGAAAUCUCUGUUUGAUGGGGACUUUGGAUCCUGAGAAGGUGAAGGGCAAACUUGUACUUUGCGAACGGGGAAUAAAUGCUAGGGUUCAGAAGGGUUCGGAGGUAAAAGCCGCCGGUGGAGCCGGAAUGGUGUUGACGAACACCGCCACGAAUGGGGAGGAGCUGGUGGCGGAUGCCCAUCUGCUUCCGGCCACCGCCGUGGGUAAAAAAACCGGGGACGAGCUUAAGACUUACUUGUUCUCGGAUUCUAAUCCAACGGCCACGAUUCUAUUCGAGGGAACUAAGGUGGGGAUUGAACCGUCGCCGGUGGUUGCGGCGUUCAGUUCCCGGGGCCCGAACUCAAUCACCCCGGAAAUACUCAAACCGGAUAUCAUCGCACCCGGAGUGAACAUUAUAGCCGGUUGGACCGGCGCCGUGGGUCCUACCGGGUUAUCCGAUGACCCGAGACGGGUAGCGUUCAACAUCAUAUCUGGCACGUCAAUGUCGUGUCCCCACGUGAGCGGCUUAGCCGCGCUGCUGAAAGGCGCCCACCCAGACUGGAGCCCAGCCGCCAUCCGCUCAGCUCUCAUGACCACCGCAUACACGGCCUACAAAAGCGGCGGCGGCGCGCUGGUCGACGUAGCCACGGGAAAGCCAUCCAACCCGUUCGACCACGGGUCGGGCCACGUCGACCCGGUCUCGGCUCUCACCCCGGGACUGGUUUACGACAUGAACGUGGUAGAUUACCUGAACUUCCUGUGUGCCUUGGGCUACACUCCAUCGCAAAUCAACACUCUAGCGAGAAGGAAUUUCACCUGCGAUUCCACCAAGAAAUUCAGCGUUACAGACCUCAAUUACCCUUCAUUCGCCGUUUCAUUCGCGUCGCAAAUGGGCGGCGCCGGCGGUGGCGGCGGUUCGAGUUCUUCAGUUAAGUACACAAGAACCCUCACCAACGUGGGAGAAGCCGGAACAUACAAAGUCUCCGUUAACGUACCAAACAGUUCCGUUAAAAUCUUGGUUGAACCUCAGACGCUGAGUUUCAGCCAGGCAAACGAGAAGAAAUCGUACACCGUGACGUUCAGUGCUCCGGCAAUGGCGGCGGACACAAACGUUUUCGGGAGAAUCGAGUGGUCUGAUGGGAAGCAUACAGUGGGAAGUCCGGUGGCCAUUUCUUGGUCGUAGAAUAUAGGGAUUAAUGUAUACUUUUCUUAAUUAUUAUUUAAUAAAUUUCCUCCGUCCCUGCUCUGCUGUAUUUGUUACUCAUUCAAAGGAGUGAGUUCUGUAAGCUUGUAACCUUAACGUUGUAAUUUAUCGAAUUCUGCGCUGUUUCUGUUUGUUUCUACCAAAUUUGAGUGUUUUCUUUGCA